UUCAAUCACAAUUGCAGCAAAAGAAGUUUGAACAAAGCUUGAGGAAGAUGGAGAAGAAACCAAGGAGGAUGCUGAAUUCUUUAACAUUAGGAGGCUGUUUGCUUCUUAUCACUUUGAUUUAUGCAACCUUUUUUGCAUCAAAAGAUAUCCCAUUUGAAUCAUGUAAUCAUCUUCUUCUCUAGGAUUUUUUUUGUUUUUGUAGUUUUCUCCUUGAUUUGGGCUGAUCUCGUGUUCUCUUGGAAAUUCAGGGAGGAACCAGAUGACAGACUGGAGCGGGAGUUCCAUCAGGGAAAAUGUAGAUAAAGACAUCCUUGGAGAAGUUGAUUCUCAGGAGUUUCAGUUGAGAAGACUUGUGAGAGGUUGUUUGUUCCUAUCAAAGUCAAAUAUUAUGACUUUAUUUCUCUCUAACUUCUCUUUUCUUAUUGUUUCUGAUGUUGAUGUUCAAUGAAACAGGAGAUGAUCGAACCACAUUUGAAUCUGAGAGAUUUUCUUGCCACUCAGAUUUUCACACGGAUGUCUGUAUUGCAGAUAGACAUGUCAGGAUUGACACCAAAGCUUUGAAAAUUUAUAUUCCCUCCAGUUCAAAUCAAUCCCAAGCUGAAAGACUUGUCAAGCCAUAUCCAUUGAAGGAAGAUGCAAAUGCGAUGAAAACUGUCACAGCAGUGCAGAUACUGAAGGGAAAUAUCACCCCACCUGUUUGUGAUUUCACUCACAAUGUCACAGCUGUCAUCUUCUCUUCUGGUGGCUUCGUUGGAAACAUGUAUCAUGAAUUUGAUGAGAUUAUACUCCCUUUGUUCCUCACUUGCCUCCAUUUCCAGUCACGCCUCAAGUUCAUCAUCACUGAUUACCAGUCAUGGUGGGUAAGGAAGUACAACCGGAUUCUAGAUAAAUUAUCCCCUUAUGAAGCAAUAGAUCCAGCAGCAGAUGGCAGAGUUCAUUGCUUUCCAGGAGCUGUCAUAGGGCUCAUGUACCAUGGCCAUCUAACCCUCAAUGUCACAGAAAUUCCAGGAGGGUAUUCCAUGUUUGAUUUCAGGAAAUUCCUCAAAGAAUCAUACAAUCUGAAAAUAAAAAGCGUUUCAGAGGUCAAAAGGCCAGUGUUGGUGCUUAUAUCUCGCCCAAAAACUCGAAGGUUUUUGAAUGAAAAUAAGAUGGUGAGGCUGAUGGAGGAAUUGGGCUUUCAGGUUGUGGUGGUUCUGCCUGAUAUGAUGUCAAACUUGGACGAGUUUUCCAGGGUGGUUAACUCCUGCACCGGUAUUGUUGCUGCUCAUGGUGCCGGCCUGACAAGUGAGCUGUUCUUGCCUGCAGGUGCAGUGGUGGUUCAGGUGGUGCCACUGGGACUCGAGUGGGCUUCGACUACCUACCAUGGGAUGCCAGCAAGCGAAAUGGGUCUGAAAUACUUGGAAUACAAGAUAGAACCAGAGGAGAGUUCUCUCAUCAACACCUAUGCAAGAGAUGAUCCCGUCUUUACUGACAUACCCUCAAUAAUGGCUAAAGGAUACUUUUCUUUCAGGGCCAUUUAUGUUGAUGGUCAAGACCUAAACAUAAACCUAACCAGGUUUAGGGAAACCCUUGCGGAAGCAUCGCAAAUUCUUGGAUUGUCAGCUCCUUGAAUUGAAGAACAUGAGUCAAGAUACGAUCACCAGUAAUCAUCCUCUAAUGUCCUGCAUAAAAAAUCAGUGAAACAACAUUCUGCACAAGAACCUAUGUGAAAAAUUCACCCUAAAUUCAUUUUUCCCCAGUCUGUACCUGUGAAAUCCUAUGGUGU
Molecule: messenger RNA, 1765 nt
Organism: Rubroshorea leprosula
Lineage: Eukaryota; Viridiplantae; Streptophyta; Magnoliopsida; Malvales; Dipterocarpaceae
Source: the annotation of a GenBank genome assembly